GACAGGUCCUUGGCUCAUCAGGAUCUGCUGAUGCUUCAUCCUGAACUGUUUUCUUGGCAGUUUCUGUCACUGGUGGUUUUUCAUUGCCUCCCCCUUGGGCUGGAUGAGGAGGCAGGUCCCAAGUCUACCUCAUGUCAGAACAGGAUGCGAACCCACAGCGCUGGUGUUAUUCUGAUUACCAGAGUGCUUAAUAAAAUGGCAAUACUCUAAAUAGUAGGGGUUUGCCUCUGGCAUUAAUGAGGUACUGACACAGCAGUGGGAAGGUAUGCACAGAAAUUCUGCACACCAUGGGGAUACUGGCAAGAACAUUUCACUGCUCAAGUCUGUAAAAGCUGAGCUAGAACUAGAUGUCCAUCUGCCAACGGAGCCAAUUUGUUUGACCUCUGUGUAUUACAGUUAAGGCAGGGCCAGUGAUGAAUUAUCCAUUUCCCGGAGGUGUUGUUCAGUCCAAUGGAUCUUUCAACCAAGCUUCCCCUGUUCAACAGUCUCACAGAGACCAACAGCUCAGACACCACCAUCAACGUGACCACCAUCAUUGGCAACCGAACCAGGGUCUCUUUGCAGGAUCGACCCAGCAAUCAGGCUGACACUAACUCUCUGCUCCCCGGCAUGGCCAUGGCUUCCAAAGCUCUCAUCCUCCUGCUUAUCUUCCUGCUCUCCUGUCUGGGCAAUUCAGCGGUCAUAGUGAUGAUCAUCAAACACCGGCAGCUCAGGACAGUGACCAAUGCCUUCAUCAUGUCACUAUCUCUGUCCGACCUUCUCACCGCUCUGCUCUGUGUUCCUUUCUCCUUCAUGAUGCUCUUCACGCAGGAGGGGGUCUGGAUCUUUGGUGACCGGUUCUGCAUUGCCAAUGGCUUCUUCAACUCUUGCUUUGGGAUAAUCUCCACCCUCACCAUGACGCUCAUCUCCUUCGAUCGUUACUAUGCCAUCGUCAGGCAACCCCAGGAGAAGAUUGGGCGACGUAGGGCCACCCAGCUACUGGUUGCCGUCUGGUUGAUUGCAGUCCUUUUCUCUUUUCCCUGGUAUCUCAUGGCACAAGCCAAUGGUCCACUGGUUGUCCACAAGAAGGGGUUCUACCACUGCAUGUACAUCUUCCACUCGGGCAGCUCCCGGAUGGGCACCAGUUACAGCAUCACCCUGAUUGUUGUCUGCUACCUUCUGCCCUUCUCUCUGAUGUGUUUCUGCCACUACAACAUCUGUAAGACGGUCAGGCUGUCCGAGAUCCGGGUCCGCCCAGUCACCACCUAUGCCCACCUACUGCGCUUCUACAGUGAGAUGAGGACAUCUACAACUGUGUUGAUCAUGAUUGUUUUCAUCAUCUGCUGCUGGGGCCCCUAUUGUAUCAUGGGCAUCAUCACUGCCACAGGCAAUUUCCAUUUCACCCCCAUCAUGGACACCGUAGCCAUUUUGCUAGCAUGGGCCAAUGGAGCUCUGAAUCCACUCAUCUAUGCUACCAGGAACCCCAAUAUCUCCAUUCUUUUGGGCAGGAACAGAGAAGAUGGCUACAGGACUAGAAACAUAGCAGCAUACCUGUCCAGUCAGAGCCAUGAGGCCAGGAGUAGGGUGGACAGAAUAAGGGAUCAGUACAUCAGUCGACAAGGCUCUGGCAGCAGGAUGUCUUCCUCCAGCCCUGCAAAUGGAGAUGUUGCAAUGUGGGCCUGUAAAAACCCAGCUGUGCUCUUCUGCAGAGAUGGACAACUAGACACUGUGUCUGAGCCCACUGCACCCAAAUCAGAGACUGCAAAUACAAGCCUUUAGACAAAAUUCAAAAUUAUUCAAGACAGAUAUGUUUAUAAACUGAGGGGCUUUAAAUUUGCAGAAAUUUGUAGCAAACAGUUUCUGAAU
Molecule: messenger RNA, 1845 nt
Organism: Rhincodon typus (whale shark)
Lineage: Eukaryota; Metazoa; Chordata; Chondrichthyes; Orectolobiformes; Rhincodontidae
Product: G-protein coupled receptor 135
Exons: 1
Coding region: 451-1758 (435 amino acids)
Biological process (GO): G protein-coupled receptor signaling pathway
Cellular component (GO): membrane
Molecular function (GO): G protein-coupled receptor activity
Source: RefSeq, a predicted model, not a curated record